Messenger RNA from Penicillium manginii, 855 nucleotides. Its product is annotated as MBL fold metallo-hydrolase. Lineage: Eukaryota; Fungi; Ascomycota; Eurotiomycetes; Eurotiales; Aspergillaceae. The record is from RefSeq and is a predicted model, not a curated record. Bases 1 to 855 code for a protein of 284 amino acids. The transcript has a single exon.
AUGCCAUCCUCGCUUCAAGUUGACGUUUAUGUUGCACCCGCUAUUCAAACCGGGACAGGUCAUGUCGACCCCUCGAAAAAUUGGUUUUCGCCAAUUUGUUGUACCCUCAUUCAAGGACCCCAAUCUGCUGUCCUUGUUGACACACCAGUAACAGGUGACCUUGCCGAAGAAUUAGCCGAAUGGGUGAAGCAAACGGCACCUGGAAAACAGCUCCGCUACAUCUACACAACCCAUGCCCAUGGCGAUCACUUUUUCGGGAAUCCAGUUCUUCUCCGCCAUUUCCCGGAGGCUGAGUGCGUGGCCACUCCUUCCGUUGCCCAGGCCAUCGCCAAGCAACUGCCCGAUGGCAUUGAUCUGUGGAAGCAAAUGUUUCCUGGUGGACAAGUACCAGAGGGUCAAUUUUCGCCGACCUCGUUGCCCCAAGGGGGCGGGUUUUUCAUCGAUGGAGUCCCUCUCUUCGGAAUUGAUGUACCCUACUCUGAUACUGAAGCGUCUUCGUUUCUUCAUGUCCCUGAGCUCAAAUUGGUAGUUUGUGGCGAUAUUGUCUACGGUGAUUGCUAUCAAUUCUUUGGCGAGGCUAGCACCUCAGAGAAAAGACAUAAGUGGCUUCAAUCGCUUGACCAGAUCGCUAGUCUAGACCCUCACAUUGUUGUUCCGGGACAUAAGCGGCCUUCGCAGGUUAAUGGGUCGUACUUGAUUUCGGCCACGAGGGAAUACAUUUUGGCUUUCGAAGCCGAGUUGAAGCGAUGUGAUGAUGCGGAGAACUUGGAAAAGAAUAUUGUCGCGCAAUAUCCCAAUCGAUUGAACAAGUUCCUUCUGGAGUGGAGUUGCAAGAGCUCUAUCAGCGAAGUAUGA